AGUUAUGAUCAAAUUAUUUUUUAGUGGGUGGUACUGGCGAUUCCUUGGCAUAAAUUAUGUUGCUCUUGUCUUCUGUUUCUUAAAGUCGGUUGAAGGAAUAUUACCCACAGUACACCCAGCAAAACUCACGCAUACAAACACAAAAAGAAGUGAACACAGCUCCAAAGUGGUAGAGAAGAAGCACAACUUCUGCUAAGAACAAUGGGAUGGGGGAAUUUUCUCAAAGCAGUUGCAUAUAAUAUCGACAUUUUUGCAGGGCCUGUGGUGACACUAAUGUACCCUCUAUUGGCAUCCAUUAGGGCUAUAGAAACUCCAUCUCGGCUUGAUGAUCAGCAAUGGCUGACAUACUGGGUUUUGUAUUCAUUCAUUACCCUCUUUGAGCUUACCUUCGCUAAGGUCCUUGAAUGGCUGCCUUUCUGGCCUUAUCUGAAACUCGUUGCUACCUGUUGGCUGGUGCUUCCUAUGUUCAAUGGGGCGGCUUUUGUAUAUGAAAAUUAUGUGAGAAAGCUCAUUCUUAACCCUAAAUUUGAUUCAAGGUUCAAUCCUGCGCAGAAGAAAAUCGUGAACAUGAACCCUAGCACAAGAGGAGUUGUUGAACGUUUCAUUGAACAAAAUGGGCACGACGCAUUUGAUAGACUCGUCAGGAGGGCUGAAAAGGAAGGGAGAUCUAGCAUCAUCACAGAACAUGACUAUGAUUAUGACGAGUAUUGACAGAUAUUGAUCUUACAAAACCAAUUGGAUCAUACAUUGGAUGCUGUCUGGAAUUUGCUAUUGGCAUCACAAAUGUGGCUGUAGUUCCUUUCUCGAAUGAGCCCGUAAACUAACUAAUUUCAGAACAUCUUUUGGGUACAGAGGUUAUAGAUGAUUUUGUUCUCUCUCUAAAUUAUGCUGUAAAAUCUUUUUCUGUUGUCAUACUUGGAUGGGUAGUGGUUUGCAAUAAGUUCUUAUGUCUGUUCUUAGUGAAAUUGAUUGAACAACUGCAAGUGUCUGUCUUGUUCAAAAGUAACAUAUUUGUGAAUUUUACAGUAAUGAAAAUUUCUUUACUAGUGUUGCA
Messenger RNA from Cryptomeria japonica (Japanese cedar), 1054 nucleotides. Its product is annotated as HVA22-like protein a. Lineage: Eukaryota; Viridiplantae; Streptophyta; Pinopsida; Cupressales; Cupressaceae. The record is from RefSeq and is a predicted model, not a curated record. Bases 202 to 711 code for a protein of 169 amino acids. The transcript is spliced from 5 exons.